Malus domestica (apple) is the source of this 730-nucleotide messenger RNA. RefSeq names its product photosystem I subunit O. NCBI's taxonomy places the organism in Eukaryota, Viridiplantae, Streptophyta, Magnoliopsida, Rosales, Rosaceae. The record is from RefSeq and is a predicted model, not a curated record.
ACUUUCAAGUUAAUCUCAGCCACCACCUCCACCAAUAACAUUUCUGACUCCCUCACUCCAUAACUCAUAGUCACAGCUGAGAGAGUGAGAAACAGAAAAAAAUGGCAGUAAGCAUGGCGACCGCAUCAACCGUGAUUGGGCUGGGUAGUUCCUCCCUCUCACCAAACAGGACAUGCCUUACUUCAGGCUUUGUGAAGCCUAUCGUGGUUGGAAACCCUUUGAGGCAAGUUAGGGCUUCUGGAGGAAGGUUCACAUGCUUUCAGAGGGAUUGGCUGCGGAGAGAUCUGAAUGUGAUUGGGUUUGGGUUGAUAGGAUGGCUGGCUCCGUCGAGCAUACCGUUAAUCGACGGUAAGAGUUUGACGGGGCUCUUCUUUGAGAGCAUUGGUGCUGAACUCGCUCACUUCCCCUCACCUCCUGCUCUCACUUCUCAGUUUUGGCUGUGGCUGAUAACAUGGCACUUGGGGCUUUUCAUCACCCUGACCUUUGGGCAGAUUGGAUUCAAGGGGAGGACUGAAGAUUACUUUGAUAAAUGAUCCUUUUAAUUAGGUUAUCUAAAAUUUAUAUAUAUGCUUAAUGUUCAAUUAUCUCAAUUUCUUUUCCCUUCUUUCUCCUGUUGUAACUCCACAACUUGAUCCUCCUUAAUCAAUAUUGUGUACCUUUGUGUAAAUAAAUAUGUAUUCAAGUCAGGUUACUGCUACUUAGUAUUAUAAUUUAGUGAUAUUCCUCUUUA